AGCAUGUGCGCACCACAUACGUUCACCACGUUUUUUGCGUCAUUUGCCAAAGGUGCUGUUCUACAAAAACCUCGCAUUUUUGAAGAAACAAAAUGUUGUCAGUUCAAACUUUGAGUAAGACAAGGCCUUUGAUUGUUGGAGUCAUCGGAAACCAAACAAGAAACAAAUAUACUACAAUUGUUUGCACACCUCCAAGGAACAGAAUACCCUUGCCUGAGAAAGUAGCACAUGGAGUUGCUAUUUUCCUUUCAAUAUUUACAUUUCCAAUGUGGAUUGCAGCUAACAUCAAAAACUACAAGCAGACAAAAUAAAUAAUUAUUGAAAUUUUUAAAAUGUAGUUUCUUAAGAGUGCUCAUGUUUUUAUUUAUCGACGAAGGGUUGUAUAGCCGAAGAAUAUAGUAUUUCAAA
Belonocnema kinseyi is the source of this 408-nucleotide messenger RNA. RefSeq lists its product as uncharacterized. Gene Ontology annotation, biological process: mitochondrial electron transport, cytochrome c to oxygen. Bases 93 to 311 code for a protein of 72 amino acids. The transcript has 2 exons. The record is from RefSeq and is a predicted model, not a curated record. Lineage: Eukaryota; Metazoa; Arthropoda; Insecta; Hymenoptera; Cynipidae.